GCAGUUCCGCCGCCCCGGGCCGGCGAUACACUUUCACCCCCCCGCACUAACUCCAUCGUCCUAAGGCCAAGGACUGUUGCUGAAACUGCUGUCUAGACACGGCUCGGCCCGUAAACCCAGAGGCUGGGUGUGAAAGAGGUGCACAAUGUCUGAACUUUUUAUGGAGUGUGUGGAGGAGGAGCUGGAGCCGUGGCAGAAACAAGUUCCUGAAGUUCAUUUGAUAGAUGACGACGACGACGAGCCCAUCUUUGUCGGAGUGCUCUCUAAUAACCAAAAGGAUGGGAAGCCUAACCCUCCAGCUCCUCAGAGGACCACUGCUGGUAAAACAGAAACUAAACGCUCCACUCUGCAGCCUGCCGUGGGCCCUUCACCGAUAGUGCUGCCGCUGAGCAUACCUGGAAAUGCAGUCAAUACUGCACCACCCACUCUGACAACAGUCACUCCACAGCCUGUCAUCGUCAAUAACCAGGGCUUUAUUGUCACUUCUCCGCAGUUAGCGAACAACAGUGAAUUUAUUGCCUCUCUUGGGACCCAGUAUCCUCCUGGGACAUCAUUUACAAUCGUACCAGCUGGUCAGCAGUCGCUUUUUCAGCAGGUCACUCCAGGCACGGUGAUACCUGGUGCCGUCCACAGGCCUCAGGUGCAGCAAAUCAGCAACAACGUUGUGACUUUGACAAACGUCCAGAGUCCUGCUGUGUAUUCAGCACAGCCGGGUCAGCUGCAGCCCAACCGGCCCACCUCUCAAUCUCUUCAGACCUUUUCUUUGCCUGUGAAGGACAACAGCAAUAACAGAGAUCAAAGUUUAGUCAAACGAGGACUGACUCCGCAGGAAAUGGACAGCGCAGCAAAAAGACCUAAGAUGGACUUGGUAUCACCAGCAAAAGUAAUUGUCAGAGUGGAAAAUGGCAUCGUAAAGAAAAAGUGUCCUAACUGUCAAGAAGAGGUCAUGUCAGAGGAGGACCUGAAACAUCAUCUGAUGAGCUGCAGUGCAAAUGUGGGAAGCACAUCUCCAUCAGCGCAAAACAUUAACGCGAACAAGCGCAUCAUGCUGGUGUCGGAUUUCUACUACGGCCGCUUCGAGGGAGACACGCACAAGAAAGAGGCACAGAAGACCAACACCACCUUCAAGUGCCAAAGCUGCUUAAAAGUUCUGAAGAACAAUAUCAGGUUCAUGAACCAUAUGAAGCACCACCUGGAGCUGGAGAAGCAGAACAGCGAGAGCUGGGAAAGCCACACCACCUGCCAGCACUGCUACCGACAGUACAUGACUCCGUUCCAGCUGCAGUGCCACAUCGAGAGCGCUCACAGCCCCAUCGAAUCCUCAACCAAUUGUAAGAUUUGUGAGCUGGCGUUUGAGUCAGAGCAGGUGCUCCUGGAACACAUGAAGGGGAACCACAAACCCGGGGAAAUGCCUUACGUCUGCCAGGUGUGCAAUUACAGGUCGUCUUUCUUCUCAGAUGUGGAGACACAUUUCCGAAGUGUCCAUGAAAACACGAAAGACCUGCUCUGUCCGUUCUGUCUCAAAGUUCUCAGAACCAGUCAUAUAUACAUGCAGCACUACAUGAAACAUCAGAAAAAAGGGAUCCAUCGCUGUGGAAAGUGCAGACUGAAUUUCCUCACCUACAAGGAAAAAGUGGAGCACAGGGCUCACGUCCACAAGACCUUUAGGAAACCUAAAGCCCUGGAGGGUCUUCCUCCGGGUACCAAGGUGACCAUCCGGGCCUCCCUCACAGGAAAGACGCCUGUAUUGCCAGCCUCCCCCGAUCGAUCAGGCUUUAUCGUCACUCCGGAAGCAGCAAGUUUCAACGACUUCAAAUCCAAACCUCCAGUCACUGUGUCCAAGUCUAAAUCCGCCGUCUCUGGAGCGGGAAAAGCCAAGACGGCUCAGAGCAAGAAGCAAGACGCUCGAACUUCCAAGCACAACCUGUCACUGAGGAACCUCAGCAUCAGCGGAGGACGUUUCACGUGCAUCGAGUGCAACACACAGGUGGACCACUUCUUUUCUCAUUUCCCGAUGGUUUCAAACUGCGGUGCGUGCAAAUAUCGGACGAGCUGCAAAGUUGCCAUUGGGAACCAUAUGAUACGAUUUCACAGCACCAUCACCAAAAACAGAUUUUUGAAAAUGGAUCACAAGAAAAAUUCAGCAGCGUUAAAACUGACCCUGGUCUGUCUCAACUGUGACCUCCUCGUGGACGCGUCAGGCGGUGACCUGAUGACCAAACAUUUAAGUGAUCGACCAAAUCACACUUGCAAAGUCAUCCAGGAGAAAGCAGAUAUCAAAGCCAAAGAUCGAGUGCAACUCCUCAUGCGGCAGCCGGCAAAAGUCCAAGUGUACUUCUUGACGCCAGCAUCCGGCCAAAGUCCAAAGGAAACGAACUUGAAACAAGCUGGAAGCGGAACUGUUGAGCAGCCAGAACCCGAGCCGGGUGAUCAGGAAAAAGGUCCCACAGAAACCACUGAAGGUUCCCCUAAAGGAGAAGCGAAGCAGCUGCAGCCGGAUUUAUCGUCUCCCUGCGCAUCAGAAAGCGGCGCAGGCGUCUGCGAUGAGGCGGUGGGCAACUCAGAGAACCCAGACGUCGGAGAUCAGCUCCCCGACUCUGUGACUGUGACCGAGGAACAACAACCUGAGCAAGACUGAACGUGUACGUCAGCUAAACAUCAGCGCACAUGACACACGGGACUGAAACGGAUCGAUUUAAAAACAACCUCGGCAGAGUUUUUUUUUUUCUUUUUUUAACAAAUAUCAAACUUCUGAUGUUGCUUUGGCUGUUAAUAAUCCCGUCCACGUUCAUGUGUUGGGCACGUCAGUUUUAACAACUGGAGAAAAUAUUUUAUCUGAUUUUUGUUUGCUCCUUUGUGAAACUCGCGUUGCCUCACUGUAUGUAGAAAAAACAACUCUGACAGUUAUGAAUACAAAAAAAUAAAAACUGAAGUCUUCUUACUUGCCCUGUAAACAUUAGGGAUAAAGAGCGUGCAGUCGCAGAAUUAUUCUGCACCUUGACUAAUUCCAGACUUUCAGUUUUACACUUAAAUGGUUCAUUUUGUACUUCUUAAAAGUGUUCAUAUAAAGGCUCGUUAACACCUAAAGUGGGUGACAUUAUCCUGCAGAAGGGUGUUAAUUGGCUGUGUUCUCCAUCUCUGAUGUCUGUGAGGUGAUUUUUUUUUUACGUUUUUUGCUCUACACAGAAAUUUCUCAACGACUUUGACUGUAAAACCACAUUCUCCACGAAUCCUGCUCAGUGGCACAGAAUGUACAUGCUCCAAUUACGCAUGUGGUCCCCCCUGACAGUAUGUAUACUGACAUUGUGUAAUUUUAUCUUUGAUUGUUUCAGCAUUAGCGCCCCCAUUUUCAACAUUUUGCACUGUUACUUUGAUUCAAGCUGUUCUAGAUGGUUUGGGCUUUUAAGUGAACAACAGAUUUUUUAACUUUUUUUUUUUAUUAUUUGUAGAUUGCUGUUAUUGUAUAGCGUUUUAUUUUUUGAUGUGAUCUCUAAGCUGCUCCCUUUUUUUUUUUUUAAAUAAAUAAAAAAAAAAUCUGGUGUUAUACCAAAAAAACAAAAAACGUCGUCACUGAAAUGUUUACAUAGUUUACAGACAAUUCCUGAUUGUGGCAGAAUAAGUGAUGUAGCACCUUUUAUCUUCCAUUAUCACCUGCUGGUUUCCAACAUCCCACAAUACUGUUAUAUUAACACUCAAACGGCUGCUUUAAAUCAAUGAGAAAUACAGUAGUACAUGUGUAGAAAAUAUCAAACUUUAUUCUCCAAAGGAAUGUCAUCUUUGUGAAACGUGUGACUUAGAGAGGGAAUUAGGUGAAGAGUGGUCUAACGCUGAGCCAAUGUAGACUUUGUCGUUCUGUAUUUAAAGCCCCAGCUUGUGAGAGUAAUGUGCUACCUCCGGCGUAGUUACUCAGUAUGGUACUUCACUUGGCUUAAACCCCGUUAACCAACCAUUACGGCCCCAAAUGCUGGUUGACUAAGUUGCCUUUUUAUUUCUCAUUUACUGGAAAAAAAAGACAAAUUCCCUGUAGCUGUGGGAAGAUUUUAUACUAUGCCAUUUUUAUUUCAUUUUAUGUGGCUUAAUAUGUUGAAAGUAACUGGUCAUUUCAUAGGUGUUUUUUUUUUUAAAUUUUUAAAAAGGGUUUUCACUUGUAAAUACAAUAAAGCUGUAGGGCAAGUCUGCAAAUGUAUAUAUGUCUAUGAUGGCACUAUAAAUGUAACCCACCGAACCUGUUUUGAAUGCAUUCCAUGGAGAUCUACAAACUGGGUCUAGAACAGCGUUUUCUUGUUGUUGGUUAUGUAAAUAAAUCUUUACUACAAGA
Stegastes partitus (bicolor damselfish) is the source of this 4318-nucleotide messenger RNA. RefSeq names its product zinc finger protein 280D (gene znf280d). NCBI's taxonomy places the organism in Eukaryota, Metazoa, Chordata, Actinopteri, Pomacentridae. The record is from RefSeq and is a predicted model, not a curated record. Gene Ontology annotation, molecular function: RNA polymerase II cis-regulatory region sequence-specific DNA binding; DNA-binding transcription factor activity, RNA polymerase II-specific. Gene Ontology annotation, biological process: regulation of DNA-templated transcription. The coding region runs from base 146 to 2638 and encodes 830 amino acids. The transcript is spliced from 18 exons.